UCCAUCUCUUUUUCUCCUAGUUCGAGGAUUUGAGCGGGUUCAAGUUUGAACUUUGAUGGUUCCUUUGAGGUUAGAGGAACAAGAAGAAGACCGGCCGCCGGUGUUCUUUCCUGAUCGAAUCAUCGUCCCUCUGGUUUUCGCGGAAAUUUCUUUUUGGCGCUGGUACUUGAAUUAUAUGUGAAGCAGACCAAUACUUCCUCGCUCCCGAAGCGUGCGAAAAGGAGAAAAAAAAGUGCCAUGGAUGAUUUUUCGAGCUGCCCGUUCUGUAGCUUGAGCGUUCCUUACGGGGAACUUGAAAGGCAUGCGAACAGUCACUUUGAGGAUGAAGAAGCUGCCAAGGACAUGGAGUUGGCGCGGCGAAUUGCGAUCGCCCCUCCAAGUCCGCCUCUUACCAUGGCUGAUCAACUGGAAACAGACAAGUUGAAGGAAGUAAUCUGUCAUAAAGCUGCUGAAGUGGACGCAACAAGGUGUGAUGGAAGGACUCCCAGUGAUGUCGAGGAUGAGAUCUUCCAUCUAGUCAGUUUGCAAACGAUAAGUAGCUUCUACAAAAUUGAAGAUGGUUUAAUGGCCCUGUUAAAGAGAUGUCUCGAAUUAGAAGCUGAGCAGUCUACAUGUAUACUUUGUAGUUACCUUGAUCAUUUUCAGAGCACUAAAUCUGAGGAUGUUGGCUGGGGCUGUGGUUGGCGUAAUAUCCAAAUGCUCGGCUCUCACUUACUAGUGGAAAGGCAGGAAGCUAAAGAGGGGCUAUUUGGUGGUUCAGGAUUUGUUCCUGAUAUCGUGUCACUUCAGAGAUGGCUCGAGAUUGCUUGGAAAAGGGGCUUUGAUGAAGUUGGAUCAGAACACUUCAAUCAGAAAAUCUACGGUUCUAGCAGUUGGAUUGGAACUACUGAAUGUGCUGCUCUUUUUCGAUCUUUUGGGCUUCGGGCGAGGAUAGUGGAUUUUGGUCCCAAGAACCUUGAAUCACUCUUUCUUUCUAUUCCUGGUUCUAGAAUAGACUCACAAAGUGCAGGAGCAAGAGGAAAAGGGAAUGCAGUUCAUAUUCAUGGCCCGAUGGAUAGAUAUUUGGUUAAGAGGAAACAGAUCUCUCCUGAAGUUUGUUCCUCCAUUGGAUACACUGGCUGUUCUUACAUUCAGCCCGAUCAAGUUUUGGAUAGCAGUAAUGAGAAUCUGGGCAUAAGUUCUGCCAGAUCUAGUAAGGGUCAGGAGGUCCUUACUGAUUGGGUGUGGAGAUACUUUUCAGAUAAAAGCUUCAUAAAUAAUUGUUUCAGUCAUGUCUCGAUUAGCAGAAAGCCGCCUCUUUAUUUUCAACAUGAUGGACAUUCAAGAACAAUUGUUGGGAUUCAAGUCAUACAUCAACCAAAGGGGAUGCAGAAAUACAAUCUCUUAGUACUCGACCCUGCUCAUAGAACAGCUAUGCUGGAAAGAUCACUGAAAAGAAAUGCCGGGUGGCAGAAGCUUAUAAAAAGGGGCGUUCAUACUCUGAAGAAGCCGCAAUACCAGUUGUGUUAUAUCGAUCCUGGAAUUGCCAAGGGAGAAGAGUUGGAGCAGCUCAAAACAGUGGACAGUGUCUACAUCGAAAUCUAGAGAUGAAUAGAAAGUUGGUUUGCGCCUCUUUGAGGAAAUUAUGGAUCUGUCAGGAUCCAGGGGCUUAAGGCGGGGUGUCCGGUACAUAUAAGUAAACAAAAAGGAAGAAACUUUGCAUUGUAGUUUUCUUCCAAGGCGUGACGUUGGUGUCCCAAGCGUUUCUUAAAUGCACUCAACUUAUCAGCUCAGCAUAGGCUUCGGCAUGAAUGACCACGAACUGCUUUGCGACAUCACGUCGACCAUAGUAUAUGGACAAAGGAUGUGUGUUUGGUCCUAGUUUUGCGGCUCCCUCUCCCAAAAAAAUAAUAAAAUAAUAAUAGUAAUAAUUCGAAGCUUAGCAUGUGUUAUAACUCUACCACACUGAUUAGUGUCUAGAGUAUGGUCAUUCGUUUUAAUUUGGCAAGACUGGGAACGUACUUGGGGCCAAUGAAGUAAGAAUUAGUUCUUGCA
Messenger RNA from Rhodamnia argentea, 2034 nucleotides. RefSeq names its product zinc finger-containing ubiquitin peptidase 1. The transcript has 7 exons. The record is from RefSeq and is a predicted model, not a curated record. Lineage: Eukaryota; Viridiplantae; Streptophyta; Magnoliopsida; Myrtales; Myrtaceae. Bases 238 to 1584 code for a protein of 448 amino acids.